Cimex lectularius (bed bug) is the source of this 2088-nucleotide messenger RNA. Its product is annotated as WD repeat-containing protein 61. Gene Ontology annotation, molecular function: thiamine diphosphokinase activity; ATP binding; protein binding. The record is from RefSeq and is a predicted model, not a curated record. Lineage: Eukaryota; Metazoa; Arthropoda; Insecta; Hemiptera; Cimicidae. Gene Ontology annotation, cellular component: Cdc73/Paf1 complex. Bases 577 to 2028 code for a protein of 483 amino acids. Gene Ontology annotation, biological process: thiamine diphosphate biosynthetic process; thiamine metabolic process. The transcript has 10 exons.
UUUUAAUUGACCUCGAAAGCUCGUUUUUAUGAAAGAUUUUCAUUUUCUGUAGUGAACACCAGUAUCAACCUUUAUAUUUACUAUCAGGAAUACUUUCUCAACUUUAAUAUAUUGUUUUUUCUUAUUCAAUUUUAUAACAGUUUAUGUAUAAAGAUGUUCUUUAUAACGAGCAAUUAGUUAUAGAUUAAAGUUGAACAAAUCGCAACAAAUUAUCAGUAAUUAAUAGCUGAAUAAAUAUAUAUUCUACACCAGAACGUACAUCUAAUCAGUAGUACACAACAUAAGAUCUUAAUUGAAGCGUGCAAACACAAGUAAAACAGUGUUUUAUGAAUAAAAAAUAAAUACUGCUACAAUGAGAAAGCAUGUCAUUAAGCAUAAAAAAAUAGGCAGGUAAUUUUCAUGACAUGAGCCCCUAGAGAAUAGGCCGUGCGAGGUUGACCCUGUGCUCGUCUUUACUUGCAGGUACAACCGCAGAACCGUACAGUACACAAAUACCUACAUGAACAAUAAAAACGACUUCUCAUUGAAGAUGUCAGAAAACCAAAACUAGUUUGAAUGCAAUCAAAACAAGCGUAGAUGAACCUAAUAAGUGACCCGUUUGGAAACUAUGGCCUACUAAUUCUCAAUCGUGAAAUCACCCUUCAGCCAGCGGCUGUUGAAAAAUUAUGGAACGAAGCAACGUUCAAAGCAACGGUAGACGGGGGGACAGACAGAUGGUUAAAUUAUUUAGAAAAGCACAAUCUAAAUGUAAAUUCCAAAUUUCCCAAUCUCAUCUCCGGUGAUUUUGAUUCUGUAAAGAAAGAAACGUUAGAAUAUUGCAGAGAAAAUGGAGUCAUGGUGGAAUCCACUCCUGACCAAAAUUACACAGAUUUUCAAAAAUGUUUGAAAAUUAUACUUCAAAAGUACCAAACUAAGUUAGAUUGUAUUAUUGCUAUAUGUGAGAGUGGUGGUGACCGAUUGGACCAUUUAUUGCAACACAUAAAUACAGCCGGAAAGUUUGAACUCCUUCGAAAAGAAGAUAUGGCCCAUGAGGGCAGCAUCUGGUCUUGUGCGUGGGGCAGGUCCAUCAAGAAAAAAUCCAACCACAAAGAUCAUCACAAUGGUGAAGGAGAUGCUUCCAGGGAUUCCAUGGAUGUUGAGGAAAUAGAGGAAGUUGAAGACUUCAUCGUUACCGGCUCAAUGGAUAACAAUGUAAAAUUAUGGAAUUAUAGUGACAACAAAUUAGUUCAGAAGAACCAGUUAGACGGUCAUUGUUUCGGCGUGGUGUCUCUUGAUAUAAAUCACGACUCUUCAAUGAUUAUAAGUAGUUCUCUAGACUCUACUAUAAGAGUGUGGAAUGCUCAGGAAACCAAAUUAGAAAAGAAAAUCGAAGCAGGCCCGCUGGAAGUAUGGACUGUCGCUUUCUCACCAGACAGUAAGAAUAUUAUUGCAGGGAGUCAAAAUGGUAAAAUUAAUGUUUAUGGCACUGAAUCCGGUGUUGUUGAGAGCACGUUAGACACAAAAGGAAAAUUUAUUCUUAGCAUAGCUUAUAGCCCUGAUGGAAAUUACAUAGCUUCAGGAGCUGUAGACGGAAUUAUAACCAUUUUUGAUGUUGCAAGCGGCAAACUGGUACAAACAUUGGGUGGUCAUGCCAUGCCAAUCCGUUCCCUUUGUUUUUCUCCAGAAUCGAAUUUGCUUCUGACAGCAUCAGAUGAUAAACAUAUUAAACUUUAUGACAUGAAACAAGCAACAGCAGUUGCUACACUUUCUGGACAUGAGUCGUGGGUCCUCAGUGUUGCAUUCUCUCCAGAUAGUAAUCAUUUUGUAUCCGGAAGUUCAGACACCCUCGUCAAAGUCUGGGAAUUGAAAAGUAAAUCUUGUGUUCACACUUUUAGAGAGCAUACCGAUCAGGUUUGGCAAGUCAAAUACAAUCCUGAUUCAAAUAAAAUAGUCUCUGUGUCAGAUGACAAUUCUAUAUGCAUAUAUUCCCAAGAUGUUCCUCCUUCGACACAGGAAAACAAUAGUACUAACGAUUAUGACGAAUUGUAAAUAUACAUUUCUUUUAUUAUUGUAACUUGUAUAAAAUACAUGUAAAAAUCUUUUUCAAUA